Molecule: messenger RNA, 3028 nt
Organism: Heterocephalus glaber (naked mole-rat)
Lineage: Eukaryota; Metazoa; Chordata; Mammalia; Rodentia; Bathyergidae
Source: RefSeq, a predicted model, not a curated record
UACUCUCUAGGCGGGAACAGGGGCAUGCUGGGAAGAAGGGUUUAUUCUUUGGUGGGAGCAACCGUCUUGGCAUGUUGUCACACGGGAGGGGGCAAGGCACCAUAGGAAGAGGGCAGCUACUAUACAUAAUAGCUGCUGAGGUGGUGGGAGACCUAUCAAUGUUGAUGUUUUAUUUUAAAGACAUUCUUUUACUGACUGAUGGCCUUAAACUUUUAUGGGCCAAGUUUAUACUUUGAUGGAGCAGAUCUUUGGAAAGUCCAAGUUGUUUCCCAAGUUUUUCUAAAUUGAUUAGAUUUCUAACCUGUGAAUCUUGCUGAGGCUUGGAUUUAGGUUUUGUUAAGGCAGGUGAGAGUAGGACUUCUUACUCUGGUGUGUGGUCUUUACUCCUAGCACGUAGCCUUCCUUCUAACUAGGAUGCCUUGGGUAUUAAGGAGAUCUUUUCAGUCUGAAUUAUAAAAGCUCCAAACGUCUCACUGAUUGGCCUUUUUAUUUUUUUUUCAAUCUCUGCUCUGUUCUUAACCCUCUUUUUUUCUUUUUUUCCUCCUCCUCCAGUACUGGGGAUUAGACUCGGGACCUUGCACUUUCGAGGCAGGUGGUGGAACCACUGAACUAAAUCCCCUGCCUUCUCAACCCUCUUUGUUAAGUCUUGUUUGCUGUUUGUUAAAUCUUGCAGUUUUAUCUGCUGAUAUGAAGUCCAGGUUGUCCAAGGGGAACACCCUACAGAAAGAACUCUGUCCUCAUCCCUACAACUUCCUUCCUGGCCUGUUCAUCACAUUCCAGCCACUUGGGCAGCUCCAGAUUUUAAUUUCUCUCUCCUCAGGAUCUUUGUGAAGACUUGCUUGUUUCCACCCAGAAGCACCUAAAAGGACCUCUGAAGGCAGACAAUGCCCACUGACCUGGGGCCAGCCCUAGGCCUGCUGCCUUCACCAGCUAAGAAUGACGACUGUGCCUUCUCUGGAUCAGAUGCUGCCCCUCCAGGGGAGCUUUCCAGCCCUGAGACCGCUCGCCAGCUUUUCAGGCAGUUUCGUUAUCAGGCGAUAUCCGGGCCCCAUGAGACUCUGAGACAACUUCGAAAGCUCUGUUUCCAAUGGCUGCGGCCAGAGGUUCACACCAAGGAGCAGAUCUUAGAGAUUCUCAUGUUGGAACAGUUUCUGACCAUCCUUCCAGGGGAGAUCCAGAUGUGGGUGCGGAAACAGUGUCCAGGAAGUGGAGAAGAGGCAGUGACCCUCGUGGAGAGCUUAAAGGGGGAUCCUCGGAGACUGUGGCAGUGGAUCAGUAUCCAAGUUCUAGGACAGGAGAUCUUAUCAGAGAAGAAGGAAUUCCCAAGCAGCCCAGUGGGUGAAGUAGAGCCCCAUGUGGAAGUGGCACCUCUGGAGGUGGGACUUCAGAAUUCUCCCUCAGGAUCUGGGGAGCUGCUGAGCCACAUCGUUAAAGAGGAAUCUGACACAGAACCAGAGUUAGCUCUGGCUACUUCCAAGGUUCCUGCCCAACAUGAGGAUAGGGGCAUCAGAGAGCAGGAUUUCGGAGCUGCCCUUCUCUCAGCAGCACCUCAGUGGAGACACCUGGAUUCCACUCAAAAGGAGCAAUACUGGGAUCUCAUGCUGGAGACCUAUGGGAAAAUGGUCUCAGGGGCAGGCAUUUCCAACUCUAAACCCAACCUGACUAAUUCAGCAGAAUGCGGGGAAGAUCCGGCAGGGCUACACCUUCAUGUCGGUGAGAAGAUCCCAAGACUCAGUUGUGUAGGAGAUAGACAAGAGAAUGACAAAGAGAACCUAAACUUGGAAAAUCACAGGGACCAGGAACCACUGGAUGCUUCCUGUCAGGUCUCAGGUGAGGCACCUCCUCAGGCAUCCUUGAGGGGCUUCUUCACGGAGGAUGAUCCAGGACGUUUUGGAGAAGGAGAGAAUCUCCCUGAGUCUCUGGAAAACCUUCAUGGUGAGGGGGCAGCAGAACAACUGUCUCCUCAUGAAAGAAAUUCUGGGAAACAGCUAGGACAGUACAUGCCUAAUCCCCCUCCUGAAGAACUGUCUGCCGUGUGGCUUGAGGAGAAGAGAGAGGCCUCUCAGAAGGGACAGCCAAGAGCCCCUAUGGCCCAGAAAUUCCCCACCUGCAGGGAUUGUGGGAAAACCUUCUAUAGGAUUUCACAGCUUGUCUUUCACCAAAGAACUCACACUGGAGAGACAUAUUUUCAGUGCCCCAUCUGCAAAAAAGCCUUUUUGCGGAGUUCAGACUUUGUGAAACAUCAGAGAACUCAUACGGGAGAGAAGCCUUGUAAAUGUGAUUAUUGUGGCAAAGGCUUUAGUGACUUCUCAGGAUUGCGCCACCAUGAGAAAAUCCACACAGGAGAGAAACCCUACAAAUGUCCCAUCUGUGAGAAAAGCUUUAUUCAGAGGUCAAACUUUAAUAGACAUCAGAGGGUUCAUACGGGAGAGAAACCUUAUAAAUGUUCCCACUGUGGCAAAAGUUUCAGCUGGAGCUCGAGCCUUGACAAACAUCAGAGAUCUCACUUGGGAAAGAAACCCUUUUAAUAGCCUGCUCUCAGCUCUUUUCUGUCUCCCUGUCCAUUUAAAAAUGCUCAGCUCUACUUGGACGAUUCAUCCGUAAGAGGAAAUUCUGUUCUUUCCAUUUUUCAUGGCUUGAAGGGGAGAGUACUUGGACAUGUUUUUAAACUUGGAAGAUAUAUCAGCCUCUGGAUUGGAUUUGAUGAUAGCUUAGUUUCUUGCUUCUGUAUCAGAAGAAAGAAUAGUCUUUAUGUUUCAGCCUCUCCUUUUGAACUCACUGGGGGAAAAGUCACUGAGAUCAGUUUUGGGAGUGCCCUCUGGGGAGUUUAACUGGAAUGCCUGCAGUCAGUGCUCGAGGGAGUAGCCUCAGACCAGCCCUCUAGAAUUGGGUCCUAGGUAGGUCUCCUGUUACAGAAGGGGAGGCAGAGAGGCCCUGUGAGCCCAUGUAUGUACCUUGUCAUACAGGUGAAACAUUAACUUCAGGUGUCCCUUUUUUGAAAUAAAGUUAGGCAAGUCAUUUCCUGUCU